Coregonus clupeaformis (lake whitefish) is the source of this 1573-nucleotide messenger RNA. RefSeq names its product B-cell receptor CD22-like. NCBI's taxonomy places the organism in Eukaryota, Metazoa, Chordata, Actinopteri, Salmoniformes, Salmonidae. The transcript is spliced from 6 exons. The record is from RefSeq and is a predicted model, not a curated record. Bases 24 to 1364 code for a protein of 446 amino acids.
GCCAACAAAAUUUGAUCGCCACAAUGCCAGAUAGACUGGAUGUACUGACUGGCUCCUGUGUGCAAAUCUCAUGUGCAUUUGAUAUUACAAACCAAAAUGACUAUAAAUUUAACAGCACAAUACUUACGUCUGGAGUGUGGAUGAAAGGAUCAACAAAAUUUGGUGAAGGUCAGGACAAUGUGAUAUUUCACAGUAGUAAGACGGUUAACAGAUAUCAAGGGAACAUAACUGGAAACAUGUCCCAGAAGAACUGCACCACAGUCUUCUUCAAUGUAACCACCAGUUACGCUGAUAAAUACUUCUUCAGGAUUGAAAGUCAACCAUUCCGUGCAACAGACUCAGACAAGUCUGUUAAUAUAGAUGUCAGGGAUUUGCCUCCCAGUCCCAUCAUUACUGUCUCAGGUGAGGUGAAGGAAGGGACCCCUAUCAGUUUGAACUGCUCUGCUGUCGCUCCCUGUCCCGAACACCCCCCUGAGCUGACAUGGACCCUCCCAACACAGUUCACACCUGAGAACCAACUGCAGGAGAAUCCAGACCAAACCAAAUCAGUUCUCUCCACAGUGACCUUCACUCCGUCAUACCUUCAUCAUGAGAAGAACAUCACUUGUACUGCAGUCUACCCAGUAGGGACAAGCAACAAGACAGCUGAACAUACCAUGAUGCUUAACGUUUCAUUCUCUCCUAAGGACACCUCAGCCUCCAUCAGUCCAGCUGGUCCAGUAUUAGUGGGCAGCUGUGUUAAUCUGACCUGCAGCAGUACAGCCAACCCUCCUGUGACAAACUUCACCUGGUUCCAGAUCAGUGGGGGUAAACCAACACAGGUAGCAUCUGGACAGAGUUACACCCUCAAUGUGACUGUUGGUGAUGGAGGACUGUACUACUGUGAAGCAAGAAAUAGUAACGGCCGUGGGAAGUCAGAGGAAGAGAAGCUGGCUAUUAAAGGGCAAAUAGAGCCUGUGGUGUUUGGGGUUGCAGCAGGAACUCUGGGGGUCUUUCUGCUUAUCAGCCUGGUCUGUCUUUUUGGAUGGAGGAGAAACUCUAGGCUCCCCGAUGGACUUGAAAGGAUGGACAAUCCACAGGGACAGAACUCCCCGGUUGGGACGGUGUGUGUUAACCAGACCACAGCCGGAGAGAAACCAGAGGAACCUGCAGAAGACCAGCCUGAAGAGAUCCACUAUGGUGACAUAGACUUCUCCAAACUACGGCCCAAAGAGACCCCAGCUGCAGCCCAGGACAGGAACAGGGUCCAGGGGCAGGAGAGUGAGUACGCUGAAGUCAAUGUGACCAGGAGAGGGCCCCAGGAACCACACCUUAACUACAUAGAUGGGCUUUAUGCACAAGUGAAUAGAAGAGGUGCAUUUUAAGUAUUUGGGGUAUAUACAGUAUGUCUUGUGUGCACUGAGCUCCAACAGUACUGGGACAGUGCCAUUUAUUUAACUUUUUAGUCUCUGUUCUCCAGAACUUUUGAUUUGAAAUGAAACAGUUACUAUGAAGUUAAAAUGCAGACUGUCAGCUUUAAUUCCAGGGUAUUUUCAUCCAUAUCGGGUGAACUGUUUAGAAAUUACAGCACGUU